UUGCAAGUAGCAUAAAUUUGUCAAUACAAACUCUAGCUACAGAUAGCACACAAUUUAUAUACUCUGGCUCUCUAGCAUUAUCAAUGACAAUGCAAAGUCUAUAUGAUAAAUGUCUUUUUCUUCAUGUUCGACAUUCUCUAAGAAAAGUGUUUGAGAACUUGGUAUGGCAGAUUAUCAAAUAUGAUCUCAAUUCAGCUGAUGAUAUCGAAUGGCUUCAAACGGCUACAAAACACUUUGGUGAUUUUCGUAAUAAAUUAAUUAAUAAGAUUGAGAUUCCUAUAACAAGUUCUUUACAAAAAGAAGUUGUCGCAUUCAUAGAUGAAUUUACAAUUAUUCAG
Racocetra persica is the source of this 338-nucleotide messenger RNA. The record is from the annotation of a GenBank genome assembly. Lineage: Eukaryota; Fungi; Glomeromycota; Glomeromycetes; Diversisporales; Gigasporaceae.